UUCGUCACAAGACUGCUGUGUUUGCCAUAGAAGUAGCAACAUAUGGACUGCAGUGGAUGUGAAAUACAAAGUGCAGUGACCAGAAACGGCGUAAAUAAUCAGAAAAUGUCGUAUUGAGUCCGGCGGAGACCGAAGAUGGCGUCGCUCUCGGACUUGGGACUUCGACCUAAACCGCCUGCAAGGUCCUUCGCGUGACUCAGGAUGAGUGGAGACGGAGGGGAGGAGGACCAAGUGGCAAAAGUGGAGGCUUCUGCUCCUAUCUCCACCAUUACCACAACAACUGCUACAACUACUGUGACAAACAAUACCUCCACCACCACGACAAUACAACCAACUGCAGAACCUGUGGCCUCAUCAUCAUCCUCUGCAUCAGCUGUGAAUGCCAUUGUAACUCCAACCAUCACCACUGCAGCAUGUGCAGCAACCCCAUCAGCAACAUGGACUUCCCCAACAGUAGCAGUUGCAGCCGAAGAUGGGGCAGAGGAAGAAGAAGGCGAAGAAGAAGGCAGCACAGCAGAUGAGCCCAGCAGCUCCCCAGAACGUGUCCUCAUCACAGCAGAACAGCUAGCGGUGCUCACCAGGGAGGAGAUGGUAGAGAAAUGGGUGCAGCAAGAGAAGUUCAUUGAUAGUUUACAGGCCAAAGUGGAUGUGCUUGAAAGAGAAGUGGAAGAAUUGCGUGGUGUGCGGGAGAAUGAGGAGAGACUGAAAGGACAACUGGCAGAGAUUCAGCGGAAAGAGCAGUAUCACAUAAUGAGGCUUUCCAGUAAGGAGCAUGAAUUGCAGGACAUGGGAGCCCAGAUCCAGGAGCUGAAAAGCAUGUCGGCUGGCAUGAGUGGCCUGAAGCACUGUCUACUAGAUCCAGCUGUCAACUUGCUGUUUGAGCGGCUUAAGCGGGACCUUGACACAGCACGCACCAAGAUGGAGGAGACCCAGAAUGAACUCUCGGCAUGGAAAUUCACUCCCGAUAGGUGUGCCCCCCGUGCUUAGUUUAUUCGGCCGCACUCGCCUGCUCCCAAUAUCUUACUCUGGCAGCUAUCAUAAAAACAGUGACUGUUUUAUCGAUAAUGGGGCUGAGCAUUCCCUAGUAUCAGGCUCAUAAUUACUUGUAUUAUAAAAACAAAAAGUUUACGGUGACUUUCCCUGGUUAAGGAGUUCCGUUCUCCACAUGUCAGAUGUUAGCGAUUUUCAGAAACUGACUGUUGAUUGGUGAAGCAGCCACAUAUAAAAAUAAAAACGAUUGUAGUGACCAUUCCAUUUGUGCUGCAACCACCUGUUUGUGCCCCUUUAUAUGUGUUAAGGGAUUCAAGCAAUAUUCUUUCAUUGACUUCCACCUCCAAGUGAGUCUCAUUCCUGGUUCAGUUAGUCACCGUAACCGUUUAAUAUCAAGUGACUUUUUGCUCAACGAAGAUAUAGUCAUUAAAGCCCAGUCGUAAAAGUGACUGUAGCCAUCUUUUUGGAACGAUAUAAAAGACCAUUGGCUCUAUAAUACCCAAAUUGGCCAUUGUAUGUGCAUUGGAAAAUCUAUUGUGGGCUAUGACUAUGGUUAUUGAUAAAAGAAAAUCAAAAUAGAUGUAUGGGCAUUAGAAACUUAUUUGGGUGGUAGACAAUCAGACAGUUUUUCGUGGCUGAUGCCUGCCGUCUGUGUUGUUGGAAGAAGGAGAACUGUGGGUGAUUGACGUUGGAGAUGACCCUGACAAUAGACAUUCCCUUGAACUUUUGUUAUAAAUGCAGAGACUUAGUAGUUUUCUUCAUUUCAAGACAAAGUUAAAACGUCUUAUCAUCUUCCUUUGAAAAGUAAGUGGAAGGUAUUUGAACUUCUUGUUCUACAUCUCUUAGAUAGUAAUUCUCUGAUGGGGCCUUUGGGUUUCUUAUAAACUCAUGUUACUUUAAUGAUAACCAAGAAAUAGAAAUGAAUGAAAUGAUGUUCCUUUCAUUUUUAAUGUCAGUGGUCUCUAGAAUUGAUUAUAUAUGCUCUUAUAUAUCUAUAUAUCUCUCUCUCUCUAUAUAUAUAUAUAUAAUUCCUCACCUUUAAGAAUAUAAUUGUAGGUCAAAGCUGCUGUGGUGUGGUUGAUUAUCAUUAUAAAGCAGUCAAUGUUACCAUUUUAUCUCAUGAAAGCUUGCCAGAAUCCUUACAUCUGUAGAAACCAUUUAUAAUGGUUAGUCAUUUACCAGAAAAGUAUGAUUUUAAGAAGAAAAAAGAUUUUGGGUAAAUUGGCUGAUUAGGAAAGGAGUGUGCAGGCUAUUGUUGAGUAUAUGGGGAUCUCAAAAAUAUUAAAAUUCAUUUGUCAAUAUUCACUUUUUAAAUUUGCUUAGCUUCUUUAGAUUUUCUUUAUGUGAUGAAGGGGUUUGUAGCUAAAGAUCAACUAGAAGAUAUCUGGGGAGAUUUUUUAUUCAAUGAUGAUAUGAUGUAUAAAGCAGAACGGUUUAAUUUUUUUGUUUUAUUUUUAAUGAUAUUUAUCUGUUACAGGAUAAUCGUCAGUAUAUAUUUUAGAGUUUAUAUUUCUGUGUUGUAGUUUUCUUCUUAUUGAGUGUUAUAUGUUCUUACAUUUAUGACUUAUGUAAAACAAGAGAGGUGAAUAAUACCUUUGAAUGUGUAUUAGUCAUUGAUAUAUACUCAUGUAUUCUAUGCAUGUCUUGACACGUACAUCCAAGAAGCUUCCUUUCUCAGACCAUCAUAACUUUUAAACAUUGAAUAUGAUGUUUAUAUAUUCAGCUGAUAUGUGCCAAGGCCUAUGCUGAUGGAUAAUCAAAAGUGUAGGAUAUGUAUAUAAGGACGCUUACAUCUAUUUGUGGGAAGAUUUAUUUGAUUUGUUUCUCUAGUCCAAAAAUAGUGAGGGCAUACAAAUGUGAAUUUAAAGCACAUGAGGAUAAACUUAAUUGGCUAGAUUAUUAUUGUUAUUAUUGUUAUCA
Messenger RNA from Penaeus vannamei (Pacific white shrimp), 2910 nucleotides. Lineage: Eukaryota; Metazoa; Arthropoda; Malacostraca; Decapoda; Penaeidae. The record is from RefSeq and is a predicted model, not a curated record.